CCCGGAAUCCCGGGAUUCAUCUGUUCUACAGCUACAGAUAAAUACAUCCAACAAAAUUUUAUCUCGCUCUCCCGUGUGCUUUUUCAAUCUCGUCACCGCACUCACUUUGGCUUCCAUGGCAAUGGCAUCAUCUUUGACGCCGGUGGUUGGUGGUCGUUAGGUAGCACGCGGCGUCUUCCCGUACAUUCGUGAUUGAUGGCGGCGGCGGCGGCGGCUUCGGGAGAGCGGGGGCGGCGGUACUGGCGGUGGAGCAAGCCGGAUUUUUUCCCGGAGCCGUCGUUCGCGAGCUGGCGCUCCUACGGCGGCGCGCUCGCGGCCACCGUGCCGCGGCUGGUCGACCGCGUCGGGAGCCGGUCGUCGGAGGAGGUGGAGGCCGGGACGCUGCGCGCCGAGAGCGAGAACCCGCUGCGGCGGUGCCUGUCGUGGGUGGACCUCGCGUUCCUUGGGUUCGGAUCCGUCGUCGGCUCCGGGGUGUUCGUGCUCACCGGCCAGGAGGCGCGCUUCGACGCCGGCCCGGCGAUCCCGCUCGCGUACGCCGCGGCGGGGUUCUCCGCGCUGCUCUCGUCCUUCUGCUACGCCGAGCUCUCCACCGAGAUCCCCUCCGCGGGGGGCUCGUUCUCGUACCUCCGCGUCGAGCUCGGCGACAUCGCGGCGUUCCUCGCCGCCGGGAACAUACUGCUCGAGGCCGUCGUAGGGGCGGCGGGGCUCGGCCGGUCGUGGACGUCGUACCUCGCCGCGCUCCUGGGCCGCGACACCGACGCGCUCCGCAUCCACGUGCCGGCGCUCGCCGAAGGGUUCAACCUGCUCGACCCCAUCGCCGUCGUCGUGUUAAUCUGCACCUCCGCGGUGGCCGUGUCCGGCGCGCGCAUCACGUCCACGCUCAACUCGCUGGCGUCGGUGGUCGGCAUCGGCAUCAUCGCCUUCGUGCUGGCGGCCGGGUUCUCCCACUUCGAUGCAGGCAACCUCGCGCCGUCCUUCUUCCCCUUCGGCGCCGCGGGCGUGUUCCGCGCGGCCGGGGUGGUGUACUGGUCGUACACCGGCUUCGACAUGGUGGCCACCAUGGCGGAGGAGACGAGGAACCCGGAACGCGACGUGCCCCUCGGGCUCAUCUCGUCGAUGUCGGCCAUCACCGUCGUGUACUGCCUCAUGUCGCUGGCGCUGGUCGGGAUGCAGCGGUACAGCGAGAUCGACGCCAACGCCGCCUACUCGGUGGCGUUCGCCGCCGCCGGGAUGAAGUUGGCGCGCUACGUGGUGGCGUUCGGCGCGCUCAAGGGGAUGACGAGCGGGCUCCUCGUCGGCGCGCUCGGGCAGGCCCGGUACACGACGCAGAUCGCGCGGACGCACAUGAUCCCGCCGUACUUCGCGCUCGUCCACCCGAGGACCGGCACGCCGAUCUACGCCACCGCCGCCGUCACGCUCGGCGCCGCCUGCGUCGCGCUCUUCUCCAGCCUCGACGUGCUCGCCUCGGUCUCCUCCAUCAGCACUCUCUUCAUCUUCGCGCUCGUCGCCGUGGCACUCCUCGUCCGCCGCUACUACGUCGCCGGGACGACGACGGCCGCGCAGCUGCGCACCUUCCUCGCCUUCCUCGCGCUCGUCGUCCUCUCCUCCAUCGGCCUCUCCGUCUACUACAACUCCCGGUACGCCGCGCGGUGGCCCGGGUACGCGGCGUUCGGCGCCGGGUGGGCGGCCGGCGCGGCUGGGCUGGCGCUGUGCGCGGAGCGGCAGCGCGUGCCCAAGGUGUACGGCGUGCCGCUCAUGCCGUGGCUGCCGGCCAUGUCUGUCGCCACCAACCUCUUCCUGAUGGGCUCGCUCGGCACCGCGGCGUACAUGCGCUUCGGCAUCUGCACGGCCGCCAUGCUCGUCUACUACGUCCUCUUCGGCGUGCACGCCACCUACGACCUCGCGCACUCCGACGACGCUGCCGCCGACAGGCUCGAGCACGGCAAGAUCGCCGCGCCGACUCCGCCGCCGCCGGCAUGACACGGCUUGAAGCUUUCUUGAUGAUGAUUUAGUCGUUUUAAUUUUGUUCCUCGGAAACGAGCAGCAGGUCUCAUUAGUCAUUAAUUUUCUUUUCUGUCGGAAUUUCACAUUCAUUUGGAUCUCCCCUGGAAGAUUUUUUACUCAAUUCCUUUUAGAAGUUAGAUGUUUUAUAUGAAUUACUGUAAAUUUUAUACUGACCUCUUUGGAAGGUCUCAUUAGUCAUUAAUCAUAAUAAUCUAUCUGAAUUACUAGGGUGCAUUUCACAUUUAUUUGGAUGACUGGAU
Oryza brachyantha (malo sina) is the source of this 2264-nucleotide messenger RNA. RefSeq names its product cationic amino acid transporter 8, vacuolar-like. Lineage: Eukaryota; Viridiplantae; Streptophyta; Magnoliopsida; Poales; Poaceae. Gene Ontology annotation, biological process: transmembrane transport; amino acid transport. The coding region runs from base 196 to 1980 and encodes 594 amino acids. Gene Ontology annotation, molecular function: amino acid transmembrane transporter activity. The record is from RefSeq and is a predicted model, not a curated record. Gene Ontology annotation, cellular component: plasma membrane. The transcript has a single exon.